This is a messenger RNA of Oncorhynchus masou masou (cherry salmon), 8864 nucleotides long. Its product is annotated as annexin A3-like. The transcript is spliced from 13 exons. Gene Ontology annotation, molecular function: calcium-dependent phospholipid binding; calcium ion binding; phospholipase inhibitor activity. The record is from RefSeq and is a predicted model, not a curated record. The coding region runs from base 121 to 1095 and encodes 324 amino acids. NCBI's taxonomy places the organism in Eukaryota, Metazoa, Chordata, Actinopteri, Salmoniformes, Salmonidae. Gene Ontology annotation, cellular component: cytoplasm.
GGCUACACCUCCGCUCAGGUAAAGGUGUGGUACUACGCGGAAGAUUUCUGCUGUUGACUAUUGUGUUGAGUGGGAGCUAAACUUCAGAUACAGACAUCACUGGUCCACAUCACCAUUGAAAUGGCAACUUUAUGGACCGGGGAAAGAGGGAGCAUCAAGCCCAAGGCAGAUUUCAACGCAAAGGAUGACGCUGUGGCUCUCAGAAAGGCCAUGAAGGGACUAGGUACAAACGAGAAGACCUUAAUAGAUGUUCUAACUCAGAGGAGUAGUGGUCAACGUCAGCUCAUCUGUAAAGCUUACCAAGAAGAAGCCACUGGCAAGACUUUGGUGGAGGACUUAGAAGGGGACACCCAUGGUCAUUUUGAGGACCUGCUGGUCGCGCUGGUCACGCCCCCUGCCAUCUAUGACUGCCAGGAAGUCACCAAGGCCAUGAAGGGAGUUGGGACUAAAGACAGUGUCUUGAUAGAAAUCUUCGCCACAAGAUCCAACAAACAAAUUAAAGAGAUUUCUGAUGCCUAUUUAAAACAAACUGAGAAGAAGUUGACCUUGGACCUGAAGAAGGAGACUUCUGGAGAAUUUGCUAAAGCUCUUCUCAUUCUGGCCGAGGGCAAGCGGGAUGAAAACACACAUGUGGAUGCAGCCAAGGCCAAAGAGGAUGCUAAGACUCUUUACAACGCGGGAGAGAAGAAGUGGGGGACAGACGAGUCCAAGUUCAUCGACAUCCUGUGUCAGAGAAGCAUACCUCAACUCAGACAAACUCUGGUGGAAUACAAGACCAUCAGUGGGAAGAGUCUGCAGGAGAGCAUCGAGGGAGAGAUGUCUGGGGAUCUAGAGGAGCUACUGGUGGCCAUUGUGAAAUGUGUGAAGAAUGUCCCAGCAUACCUAGCUGAACGCCUGCAUCAAGGCAUGAAGGGCGGAGGAACGGAUGAGUGUAGCCUGAACCAUAUCAUGGUCAGCCGGUCAGAGAUAGACAUGCUGGACAUCAGAGCAGAGUUCAAGAAGCUUUAUAGCUAUUCUCUGCACUCUGCCAUCGAGUCGGAUACAUCUGACUUCUAUGGGGACUGUCUCAAGAAGAUCUGUGGAGGGGACGAUUAACAAUGUAACACUAUGGAGGGGACGACUAAGACAGUAACACAACACUGCAGCCAGAAGAUGCCUAUGUAUCAUACUACUGCUACUACUACUACUACUAAUUCUACUACUAUUACCCACUAAUAUUACUACUACUACCCACUAAUAUUACUAAUACUAUUACUACUACCCACUAAUAUUACUACUACUACUACUACUACUACUACCACCACUACUACUACUACCACUACUACUACUACCCACUAAUAUUACUACUACUACUACUACUACUACUACCACCACUACUACUACUACCACUACUACUACUACCCACUAAUAUUACUACUACUACUACUACUACUACUACUACUACUACCACCACUACUACUACUACCACUACUACUACUACCCACUAAUAUUACUACUACUACUACUACUACUACUACUACUACUACUACCACAACUACUACUACUACUACUACUACCACUACUACUACUACUACUACUACUACUACUACUACUACUACUACUACUACUACUACUACUACCACCAUCAUUACUACUACUACUACUACUACUACUACUACUACUACUACUACUACCACCAUCAUUACUACUACUACUACUACUACUACUACUACUACCACUACUACUACCACUACUACUACCACUACUACCACUACUACUACUACUACUACCACUACUACUACUACUACUACCACUACUACUACUACCACUACUACUACCACCACUACUACUACUACCACUACUACUACUACCCACUAAUAUUACUACUACUACUACUACUACUACUACUAUUACUACUACCACUACUACUGCUACUACCAUCACUUUUACUGAGCUACCUUCCUCUCAGUCUACCAUUUCAAUAUACAGUACUGGAUCGUGUUCGUUAGCCACCUGAUCUGAAUAUAUAUACUGAAAAAGGGAGGGACUAGAUGGACCAAUAAGAAACACUCAUUGUCAUUUUCUGUUGCAAUGCCCUAAUGAACAUGACCCUACUCUCUUCCUACCAAAUCUACUCAUCUUAUAGACUUUUAAAUUAAUAUUUUAGAAUAGCUGUUGGUCGUUGGGAAUCAUUGUAAAUCAGUGCUGUGUUUGAUUUUGCGUGACGGCUGUUCUGUUCUGUUUUUAUCUCUCUAGUCUGAUAGCCACAAAUCUGAUAGCCACAGGGAAGUCUGAUAACCACAGGGAAGUCUGAUAGCCACAGGGAAGUCUGAUAGCUACAGGGAAGUCUGAUAGCUACAGGGAAGUCUGAUAGCCACAGGGAAGUCUGAUAGCCACAGGGAAGUCUGAUAGCCAUGGGGAAGUCUGAUAGCCACAGGGAAGUCUGAUAGCCACAGGGAAGUCUGAUAGCCACAGGGAAGUCUGAUAACCACAGGGAAGUCUGAUAGCCACAGGGAAGUCUGAUAGCCAUGGGGAAGUCUGAUAGCCACAGGGAAGUCUGAUAGCCACAGGGAAGUCUGAUAGCCAUGGGGAAGUCUGAUAGCCACAGGGAAGUCUGAUAGCCACGGGGAAGUCUGAUAGCCACAGGGAAGUCUGAUAGCCACAGGGAAGUCUGAUAGCCACAGGGAAGUCUGAUAGCCACAGGGAAGUCUGAUAGCCACAGGGAAGUCUGAUAACCACAGGGAAGUCUGAUAGCCACAGGGAAGUCUGAUAGCCACAGGGAAGUCUGAUAGCCACAGGGAAGUCUGAUAGCCACAGGGAAGUCUGAUAGCCACAGGGAAGUCUGAUAGCCAUGGGGAAGUCUGAUAGCCACAGGGAAGUCUGAUAGCCACAGGGAAGUCUGAUAGCCACGGGGAAGUCUGAUAGCCACAGGGAAGUCUGAUAACCACAGGGAAGUCUGAUAGCUACAGGGAAGUCUGAUAGCCACAGGGAAGUCUGAUAGCCACAGGGAAGUCUGAUAGCUACAUGUCUAAUAGCUACAAGUCUAAUAGCCACGGGGAAGUCUGAUAGCCAUGGGAAGUAUGAUAGCUACAAGUCUGAUAGCUACAAGUCUAAUAGCCACGGGGAAGUCUGAUAGCCACAGGGAAGUCUGAUAGCCACAAGUCUGAUAGCUACAAGUCUAAUAGCCACGGGGAAGUCUGAUAGCUAUGGGAAGUAUGAUAGCUACAAUUCUGAUAGCCAUGGGGAAGUCUGAUAGCUAUGGGAAGUAUGAUAGCUACAAUUCUGAUAGCCAUGGGGAAGUCUGAUAGCCAUGGGAAGUAUGAUAGCUACAAUUCUGAUAGCCAUGGGGAAGUCUGAUAGCUAUGGGAAGUAUGAUAGCUACAAUUCUGAUAGCCAUGGGGAAGUCUGAUAGCCAUGGGAAGUAUGAUAGCUACAAUUCUGAUAGCCACAGGGAAGUCUGAUAGCCAUGGGAAGUAUGAUAGCUACAAUUCUGAUAGCCAUGGGGAAGUCUGAUAGCCAUGGGAAGUAUGAUAGCUACAAUUCUGAUAGCCACAGGGAAGUCUGAUAGCCAUGGGAAGUAUGAUAGCUACAAUUCUGAUAGCCAUGGGGAAGUCUGAUAGCCAUGGGAAGUAUGAUAGCUACAAUUCUGAUAGCCACAGGGAAGUCUGAUAGCCAUGGGAAGUAUGAUAGCUACAAUUCUGAUAGCCACAGGGAAGUCUGAUAGCCAUGGGAAGUAUGAUAGCUACAAUUCUGAUAGCCAUGGGGAAGUCUGAUAGCCAUGGGAAGUAUGAUAGCUACAAUUCUGAUAGCCACAGGGAAGUCUGAUAGCCACGGGGAAGUCUGAUAGCCACAGGGAAGUCUGAUAGCCACAGGGAAGUCUGAUAGCCAUGGGGAAGUCUGAUAGCCAUGGGAAGUCUGAUAGCCACAGGGAAGUCUGAUAGCUACAUGUCUAAUAGCCACGGAGAAGUCUGAUAGCCAUGGGAAGUCUGAUAGCCACAGGGAAGUCUGAUAGCCACGGAGAAGUCUGAUAGCCAUGGGAAGUCUGAUAGCCACAGGGAAGUCUGAUAGCCACGGAGAAGUCUGAUAGCCAUGGGAAGUCUGAUAGCCAUGGGAAGUCUGAUAGCCACGGAGAAGUCUGAUAGCCAUGGGAAGUCUGAUAGCCACGGGGAAGUCUGAUAGCCACAGGGAAGUCUGAUAGCCACAGGGAAGUCUGAUAGCCAUGGGGAAGUCUGAUAGCCAUGGGGAAGUCUGAUAGCCACAGGGAAGUCUGAUAGCCACAGGGAAGUCUGAUAGCUACAUGUCUAAUAGCUACAAGUCUAAUAGCCACGGGGAAGUCUGAUAGCCAUGGGAAGUAUGAUAGCUACAAGUCUGAUAGCUACAAGUCUAAUAGCCACGGGGAAGUCUGAUAGCCACAGGGAAGUCUGAUAGCCACAAGUCUGAUAGCUACAAGUCUAAUAGCCACGGGGAAGUCUGAUAGCUAUGGGAAGUAUGAUAGCUACAAUUCUGAUAGCCAUGGGGAAGUCUGAUAGCUAUGGGAAGUAUGAUAGCUACAAUUCUGAUAGCCAUGGGGAAGUCUGAUAGCCAUGGGAAGUAUGAUAGCUACAAUUCUGAUAGCCAUGGGGAAGUCUGAUAGCUAUGGGAAGUAUGAUAGCUACAAUUCUGAUAGCCAUGGGGAAGUCUGAUAGCCAUGGGAAGUAUGAUAGCUACAAUUCUGAUAGCCACAGGGAAGUCUGAUAGCCAUGGGAAGUAUGAUAGCUACAAUUCUGAUAGCCAUGGGGAAGUCUGAUAGCCAUGGGAAGUAUGAUAGCUACAAUUCUGAUAGCCACAGGGAAGUCUGAUAGCCAUGGGAAGUAUGAUAGCUACAAUUCUGAUAGCCAUGGGGAAGUCUGAUAGCCAUGGGAAGUAUGAUAGCCACAGGGAAGUCUGAUAGCCAUGGGAAGUAUGAUAGCUACAAUUCUGAUAGCCACAGGGAAGUCUGAUAGCCAUGGGAAGUAUGAUAGCUACAAUUCUGAUAGCCAUGGGGAAGUCUGAUAGCCAUGGGAAGUAUGAUAGCUACAAUUCUGAUAGCCACAGGGAAGUCUGAUAGCCACGGGGAAGUCUGAUAGCCACAGGGAAGUCUGAUAGCCACAGGGAAGUCUGAUAGCCAUGGGGAAGUCUGAUAGCCAUGGGAAGUCUGAUAGCCACAGGGAAGUCUGAUAGCUACAUGUCUAAUAGCCACGGAGAAGUCUGAUAGCCAUGGGAAGUCUGAUAGCCACAGGGAAGUCUGAUAGCCACGGAGAAGUCUGAUAGCCAUGGGAAGUCUGAUAGCCACAGGGAAGUCUGAUAGCCACGGAGAAGUCUGAUAGCCAUGGGAAGUCUGAUAGCCAUGGGAAGUCUGAUAGCCACGGAGAAGUCUGAUAGCCAUGGGAAGUCUGAUAGCCACGGGGAAGUCUGAUAGCCACAGGGAAGUCUGAUAGCCACAGGGAAGUCUGAUAGCCAUGGGGAAGUCUGAUAGCCAUGGGGAAGUCUGAUAGCCACAGGGAAGUCUGAUAGCCACAGGGAAGUCUGAUAGCCACGGGGAAGUCUGAUAGCCAUGGGGAAGUCUGAUAGCCACAGGGAAGUCUGAUAGCCACAGGGAAGUCUGAUAGCCACGGGGAAGUCUGAUAGCCACAGGGAAGUCUGAUAGCCACGGGGAAGUCUGAUAGCCAUGGAGAAUAUGAAAACCUCUGUGAGGGAGAUGAUGAAUGACACAAGUCCAACACCACUUGUGUCUCUGUGUUUCCUUGUAUUUGAUUCAGCAAACGUUGUACUGCAUGUGUGCAAUCAAACUUCCCCGUGCUGUACCUGCAUUUUAUGACAUGAUUCUAACUUAUAUCAAUAAAAGCAUCUCAUUAAGGAGAUACUGUACUAAAUACCGGAAUUUUUCCAACACAUUCUGGAAUGUUCUAGAAUGUUCUUUAAAGGCACAGAGAUCUGUGGUAAGUGAUAUGUGCUGUAUGUCAUUUACACUCACCACUAGAGGUCCCCAUUGAUUCACACAGAAGCAGGAGAUGCCAUGUGAGUGAAGCAUAUAUCUACCGUGAUAUAAAGGCGAGUUUAUAGAUGAAGCGUAGGGUCUCUGAUAUAAAGGCACGGUAGAGUUUAUAGAUGAAGCGUAGGGUCUCUGAUAUAAAGGCACGGUAGAGUUUAUAGAUGAAGCGUAGGGUCUCUGAUAUAAAGGCACGGUAGAGUUUAUAGAUGAAGCAUAGGGUCUCUGAUAUAAAGGCACGGUAGAGUUUAUAGAUGAAGCAUAGGGUCUCUGAUAUAAAGGCACGGUAGAGUUUAUAGAUGAAGCGUAGGGUCUCUGAUAUAAAGGCACGGUAGAGUUUAUAGAUGAAGCGUAGGGUCUCUGAUAUAAAGGCACGGUAGAGUUUAAAGAUGAAGCGUAGGGUCUCUGAUAUAAAGGCACGGUAGAGUUUAUAGAUGAAGCGUAGGGUCUCUGAUAUAAAGGCACGGUAGAGUUUAUAGAUGAAGCAUAGGGUCUCUGAUAUAAAGGAACGGUAGAGUUUAAAGAUGAAGCGUAGGGUCUCUGAUAUAAAGGCACGGUAGAGUUUAUAGAUGAAGCGUAGGGUCUCUGAUAUAAAGGCACGGGAGAGUUUAUAGAUGAAGCGUAGGGUCUCUGAUAUAAAGGCACGGUAGAGUUUAUAGAUGAAGCGUAGGGUCUCUGAUAUAAAGGCACGGUAGAGUUUAUAGAUGAAGCGUAGGGUCUCUGAUAUAAAGGCACGGUAGAGUUUAAAGAUGAAGCGUAGGGUCUCUGAUAUAAAGGCACGGUAGAGUUUAAAGAUGAAGCGUAGGGUCUCUGAUAUAAAGGCACGGUAGAGUUUAUAGAUGAAGCGUAGGGUCUCUGAUAUAAAGGAACGGUAGAGUUUAUAGAUGAAGCGUAGGGUCUCUGAUAUAAAGGAACGGUAGAGUUUAUAGAUGAAGCAUAGGGUCUCUGAUAUAAAGGCACGGUAGAGUUUAUAGAUGAAGCGUAGGGUCUCUGAUAUAAAGGCACGGUAGAGUUUAUAGAUGAAGCGUAGGGUCUCUGAUAUAAAGGCACGGUAGAGUUUAAAGAUGAAGCGUAGGGUCUCUGAUAUAAAGGCACGGUAGAGUUUAUAGAUGAAGCAUAGGGUCUCUGAUAUAAAGGCACGGUAGAGUUUAUAGAUGAAGCGUAGGGUCUCUGAUAUAAAGGCACGGUAGAGUUUAUAGAUGAAGCGUAGGGUCUCUGAUAUAAAGGCACGGUAGAGUUUAUAGAUGAAGCGUAGGGUCUCUGAUAUAAAGGCACGGUAGAGUUUAAAGAUGAAGCGUAGGGUCUCUGAUAUAAAGGCACGGUAGAGUUUAAAGAUGAAGCGUAGGGUCUCUGAUAUAAAGGCACGGUAGAGUUUAUAGAUGAAGCGUAGGGUCUCUGAUAUAAAGGCACGGUAGAGUUUAUAGAUGAAGCAUAGGGUCUCUGAUAUAAAGGCACGGUAGAGUUUAAAGAUGAAGCGUAGGGUCUCUGAUAUAAAGGCACGGUAGAGUUUAUAGAUGAAGCGUAGGGUCUCUGUAAUAAAGGCACGGUAGAGUUUAUAGAUGAAGCGUAGGGUCUCUGUAAUAAAGGCACGGUAGAGUUUAUAGAUGAAGCGUAGGGUCUCUGAUAUAAAGGCACGGUAGAGUUUAUAGAUGAAGCAUAGGGUCUCUGAUAUAAAGGCACGGUAGAGUUUAAAGAUGAAGCGUAGGGUCUCUGAUAUAAAGGCACGGUAGAGUUUAUAGAUGAAGCGUAGGGUCUCUGUAAUAAAGGCACGGUAGAGUUUAUAGAUGAAGCGUAGGGUCUCUGUAAUAAAGGCACGGUAGAGUUUAUAGAUGAAGCGUAGGGUCUCUGAUAUAAAGGCACGGUAGAGUUUAUAGAUGAAGCGUAGGGUCUCUGAUAUAAAGGCACGGUAGAGUUUAUAGAUGAUGCGUAGGGUCUCUGAUAUAAAGGCACGGUAGAGUUUAUAGAUGAUGCGUAGGGUCUCUGUAAUAAAGGCACGGUAGAGUUUAUAGAUGAAGCGUAGGGUCUCUGAUAUAAAGGCACGGUAGAGUUUAUAGAUGAAGCGUAGGGUCUCUGAUAUAAAGGCACGGUAGAGUUUAUAGAUGGUGCGUACAGCCAAAAGCUGCCAUAUGUCAAAACGAUUUAUUCAAGUAAAUACAGUCAUUUAUUCUUCAAACUUGGCAUUUAAUGACUUUCAUCUUCAUUGACUGUGAAACUAUAGAAUGAAUGUUUGAUGGGAACGGUAUCCUUCUCGUCCUUCUUUCAAGUCGAUGUCCGUUGGUACAGCACUGUGUGACUCUUGGCUAUGUUUUGUCAUUUUUCAUUGUCAUUUUGUUCAAUUUUCCCACACGCUAUAUGACUUUGAAUGUUUUUGAUGGCUGAACCCUCUGUAACGUUCAGGGAAACUGAAUGCAUUAUUAGUUUGCCCUCAGUUGACAGCCGUUCACAUUUCAACAUCAUCAACUAACUGGGUUUAAAGAACGUUGGUUUUCUUUCGAAUACUUCAGUUGCAUUUGAUGGAGCUUACCUAUCUCAAUAGAAGUCAUGGAAUUAGUCCCCAAAGUGCAAACUCCACCCAUCUGGAUCCAGACAGGUCCAGUCAAACAAAAGUACUUGAGUGGAAACAGAAAUUAUUUGUUUUCAUGCAUUGGGAAAGAAAAACAACAAGAAUAGAAUUAGACUAACAAUAGAGUUAAUUUCAGACACAGAUUGUGUACAGAGUGUCUAACUUCUCCUCAGUUCAGGAGGGAGUAUGGCUAUCUCCUUCAAGAUCAACUCUGAAAAUAAAACCAGUCACGCAAAACCUUACCCUUUUUCUGUUUUGAGCUAACCUCAUAUUUUCUAACCUCGACAUAAAUAAAUGUUUUAUUUUUCACAACAA